Neoarius graeffei (lesser salmon catfish) is the source of this 1887-nucleotide messenger RNA. RefSeq names its product transcription factor 7-like. The coding region runs from base 41 to 1171 and encodes 376 amino acids. The record is from RefSeq and is a predicted model, not a curated record. Gene Ontology annotation, molecular function: sequence-specific double-stranded DNA binding; DNA-binding transcription factor activity, RNA polymerase II-specific. Lineage: Eukaryota; Metazoa; Chordata; Actinopteri; Siluriformes; Ariidae. Gene Ontology annotation, cellular component: nucleus. The transcript has 5 exons. Gene Ontology annotation, biological process: regulation of transcription by RNA polymerase II.
CGCGUUCCAAACGGAACAAGGAGGCAGAGCUGCGUUCAGUAUGACCGCGAUCAGGCGUGUUUCUCCAGCUCCGCUGAGCUGCUCUGAAGAAGAGAGUGACCCCGGUACUAACGCCAGUGUAUUCUCAGGGAACGAAAUGAGCAAUGUGAGAGGUUUUUAUCCGGGUUCAGGAGGUUCUUUUCGAAACAAACCGGACACUUCAGGUCCUACAGUGAGGCCGCUUUCCCCCUUCCUGAACCCGGACCCGGUGACUUUCGCUCAGGUCAUUUCCGCCCUGCCAAUCAGCGCGUGCAGUGGAGAAGCAGUUGAGCCCGUGAGCCUCGAGCUUCCUUCACAAACAGAUGAUUUUAACACAGCAAAAUACAUACAUAAAAAAGGCUACAUCAAGAAGCCCAUGAAUGCCUUCCUGGUUUGGUCAAGGGUACACCGGCCUAUCUUAUCCAGGGCCAACCCAUACGCCAGCAGUGCAGAGAUCAGCAUGCAGCUUGGGAUCGAAUGGAUGAAGCUGACUGAAGAACAGAAGAUUCCCUAUUACGCAGAGUCAUGGAGGCUUAGAUUGAAACACAGACAGAAAUUUCCUGACUGGGUUUAUAAGCCAUAUCCAAGGAAGAGAAAGAGAUGCAGCUUAGAAGUGGUACCUCUAGACACUACCUCUAAUGCCUCGACAGCCGUAGCCCUGCCACUGCCUCAGAGAUCUGCACCUCAUGACAUCCCUGUAGCACCAUUCAGAAACUGUAUCUCCCAGGACUUAACCAAUCUAAUGUCCUCUGGAAGUCUGCAGAGUAGACCCUCACAGAGGAUACCUGUUCUCAAGACAAACCACCUUACAGUAAUGGACAUGCCAAGAGAAGUACCAGUCCAUGGCCUGGCAUCUGGAUCUUGGGGCCAGUUCCCUGGCUUUGCCCACUUAUCCUCAAAAGUACCACUGUCUCCUAUAGGUGGCCUCUUUGCCCUACCCUCUUUCCCUUUUGUUUCACCGCUGUACAUGCCUGUAAUGCCAUUCAACCAGACCAGCACCUUGCUUUAUCCUGACAACACAAGAAGUAUGGACGAUGAACCUUUCCGGAACCAUGACGCCUUUUCUGCCUUAAACCAGGAUUGUGCCUUUUAUAAAAAGGGUCUGGAACACAAACUCACAGCAGUGACAUCCACAACAGCGCAGAAGUCCUGAAUUCUGUACCAUCCCUGGACAAAUAUGUCUUGGAGAACGUGUUCAACAAUCUUGCUCAGAAGGGCAACGUCAAAGACAUGAAAGAAGGCGGUGAAAUUAGAAUGCUUAGAGUGCUUUAGUGCAGUGUUUCUCAACCACUGGGCUGCAGCCCAUUAGUGGGCCACAACAUGCCAUCUAGUGGGCCGCAAAUUUUUUUUCAAGUUGAAGCUAAUUUUUAGUCGGGUACAGAGAACUUUCUCAUGAUGUCAUCGUAAGUGUGGAUUUGUUUACGCAGCCAUGUUGCCCGGUGGGCUUUGUAUUGAACAAUGAGCCGCACAAGUGGACGUGAGUGAUUGUAAGCCCAAUUCAGUAAACAUCUACAGAUAAACUUGUAGAAGUUACAUCUAAAAGAACAAUGCCAGAGACCUGUAAUGCUUUUGGAUGUAAUAACAGACGUGGAGAUAACACUGGUUUAACUUUUCACUGCUUCCCAGUGAACCCAGAAAGACAAGAAAAAUGGGGAGCUGCAGUUAAACAGGAAGACUGGAUGAUAAAAACAUCCCUGUGUGUGUGGAGAACAUUUUAUAUCCGUUUAGUGUGAAAGCUCUGUGCAACAUUAAAAUGUAUAUCUGGAUGUGGGCUUUGGACGUGAUAUAUUUUAUUAGACCUAAUGCUUGGCUCGACUAGCAGCAUAUUUGUUAUGUACUGAUAAUGUGGACAAGGCUAAACACAAAAUA